Messenger RNA from Pseudogymnoascus destructans, 3705 nucleotides. RefSeq lists its product as uncharacterized. NCBI's taxonomy places the organism in Eukaryota, Fungi, Ascomycota, Leotiomycetes, Thelebolales, Thelebolaceae. The record is from RefSeq and is a predicted model, not a curated record. Bases 1424 to 2662 code for a protein of 412 amino acids. The transcript is spliced from 4 exons.
GAAUAAUGGUAAUGGGGAGAGGAGGUGAGGAAGGAGGUGAGGGAAGGAGGUGAGGAUGAGAGAGAGAGUUGCUGAAGGAUCGUGGCGGUUGUCAAAUUGGACACAAGACGUCGGAGCAGGUGGCGCUCUUUCUCACUGCUCCUUCCUUCCUUCCUGCCCUUCCAUAUCACCCUGUUGCCCUCCAGGCCCUCCCGCCUGCCACAUGCUCCCUUCCCCUCCCAAAAGACGAUGAAUCCGAACAGGGAAUUCCCACGAUUACUUAUCUCUCACCCCUCCCCCCUGUCUGCCAACUUAACCUGUGCUCCCGCCGCCACCGCCGCCGCCUGCUACAACCCUACUCCUUUGCUCCGCCUUUCUGCAUGGGUCCUGCGCUUACCGCUUACCCUAUCCCCUCCCAUGGCUAAACGGGCUCAUUUUACGUUCAUUUUUCAACUCCCCGGGCCACAGUGUGGCUCCGCUCUCUCUCUCACUUACCCUGCGAAAGGGGCGGGAGAAGGAAGGAGGUAGAUCGGCUCACCACCCCACCAAUGCCCGACUGCAGCAGUCCCCUCAGGCCACGCCGAAACCCCCUCGCCAUGAAGAGCUUCCGCCUCAGCCUCACCAGCCUCACCUCAUCUCCCCUCCCCCAUCCCUCCCGCCGCGCUUGCUGUGUCCAACCUCCCCCCCGGUUUCUGUGCUACUGCCUCCCACUUUGCGACUGCUGCCUCCCCCGUCCUUUGGCCCAAUGAUGAACCGCACACGCCCGUGCCGCCGCGCCGUCGCUCCAGGCCGUCGGGGACCAACGUCACGCCGUCUAGCGCUCACGCCAUGGGGUGGGCUGAGGGCAGCAUCAUGAACAUGCCAUGCCUGUCCGAGGUUGUGAUUGGGUCUCGGUGGCAGCUUGAGGGCAGGGCUAGGGGCAUGAACCUUGAAUGGUGGGAAGGGCGCACACGGAGGGUCUCGAGGUUUUCGUCCUGCCUCCUCAGAGUUGUUGUGUGGAAGGAGCGAGGCGGGUGGUAAUAUAUUGCUGCUAGUGCCUUCCUUCCUUUUGUUUUUUUCCGGUGUUACUGGAUAAGACAUACGGAUACUUGGCUAUUUGACUAAAACUGAUACGCUUGAUCGAACAGCUUUUUAGAUUUGGGAAGGAACGAAGGUGAAGAGCCACGUUUAGGUGGCCACUAUGAGUGGUUCCUCCGCCGGCUUGCCGUUGCGAUCAGGCAAUAACGCGCGCGUUAAGUCGGAGCCCGCCAUUGAUUCGGAGCCGUACUUGGAUCCGGAGAUGAACAUGGAUGGACUCAUGGAGGCCACUACGGAGGCCAGCGUGGGUGAGGAUGCUAGGUCGGAUGUCGAAGAGGAGAAGAAGCUACGCAAGAAAAGAGAGUAUAAUCGCGUCGCGCAGCGAGAAUUCCCUAACACUGUCUAAGGUCGACGCCGCAAAGAUAGAAUGACCAAGCUUGAGCAAACCCAGAGCGUCACGGUUACUGAGCAGAGCAAUGAGAUCUACAAUCUUCGCAGGCAGAACGAAGAACUGCGGGCACAGAACGAGUUCCUCAAGGCACAGGUCUUCGGCUCCGGCUGGCAAUGCAACGAAGGCACGGCCCUUCCACAGACCGUUCCGUCGAUGUCGUCGCGCCGCCAUAAGCCUGCCGUUGCCUCUGCCUCGAGCAUCUUGGAGUCCAUGACCAACGAUGGCACGAUGAUGGAGGUGCUUGGGACGCCCAAUAUUCUGCCUGCGAACCAGCUCGCUAUGACCUCAUCGAUGCUGCCAAGCGCCAUGAAUGCAUUUGCCGGCACUAUGCCGUCGUCGGGCAACAUGCAUGGCAUGCAGUACUCCAUGGGGCAUCCGGCAGGUUCGAGAGCUGGCGCUCAGGACAACUCAGGCGCCUUCGACUUCGGUGCAGUAGCAUCAGGCUCAUCGACCUUCCAGACCAUGAGCAACAUGCCGUUCACUAUCUCUUCGAUGGCCACCUCGUCCCAAGUUGCAGCGCAGCUGUCACAUUCCAACCAGCAGGCAUCCUCGAGCCGACUUGUGGCCGAUCAAUCAAACCUCAUCGCCAUGGUGCCCGCCAGCCGCAUCAAGACCACCACCGCGAUCUCAGCCAUCUUCUCGCUACUCGUUCAAGAAGCCCCAUCCUUCCCCUCUCCCACCUCCAACCAGCCCUGCCCGCGCCACCUCCAAAUCCUCGCCGCCAUCGCCCCCUCCCUCCCCAUCCCCUUCCGCCCCACCGCCACGCAGCUCACAACCACCCACUACUACGGCGUCGACCUGCUCCCCUCGCCUACGCUCCGCGACCGCCUCUGCCGCGCCGGCCCCGACGUCUCCGCCGCCUUCCUGCACGAAUUCGACUACCUCCUCCUCACGCCCAACAUGGACGAGCACCAGCGCCUGACCAUCUGGGGCGAGGAGCCGUACAGCGAGUUCAGCUGGGAGUUCUCGCGCGAGAUGAUCGAGCGCUGGGGGUGGCUCGUCGGGCCGUCAUGGGCCGAGCGCGCGAACUUCUGGCGCACGCAGCGGGGGAGGGCGGUGCUGCCGAUGCCGGUCGCGGCGUCGGAGGGGAGUCUAUGGGGGAUGUGGCAGCAGUUGCGCCUUGGGGCCCUGGGAAGGGAGUCGAUGAUUGGGAGUGCGGUUGUUGGGAUGGCGGGGUUGGGGUUGCACCCGCAUAAUCAACAUCAUAUGCAGUAGACGCUGCAGCUUGGGCAUCGGUUCCUCCCGCCUUUGGUAGAGUGGGCGAUGAGUUGGUUUGCGAGAUGUGCUAUUUUGGAGUUUUGGUGGCCUAUGUCGUAAUAGAUGGUGGGAUGGAGUAAUGGUCGGUGGGGAUACAAAAGGUGUUUAAUGGGGGAGACGGUGUUUUGGGGUGUUUUGAUGGGGGCGUUUCGGGGGCUUGCUAAAUCUAUAUGGUGAUGAGGCAUGAAACGAAACGACAAUUUUGGGGAUAUGGAUAAUGAGGCGAGCACUCUCGGUUGGCGUUAUAUCAGCCACUCGUUGGGAUGGAGUUUGGAAAGGAAAGAGCCUGACUGGAUCUGAGGCUGGGAUUAUAUAUCUUUUUCUUUUUGACUGACUGAGUGAGUUGGUGGUUGGAGGACAAAGGUUGGAUCAUCUUGAGGAGCUGUGCUCGAUUAGGGGAUAGGAAGGGGGGUUUGGAUUUUCUUGCUGUGCUAUGCGUACUAUACUAUAUGGUAUGGUAUGGUAUGGUACUGGAAGAGGAUAUUGGGUAGUGUUUAGAUUCUCUCCAUACGGAGUAGAGGUUUCUAGAUGGAGGGGGGAAGGGGAUAAUAUAUAUCACUCACUGUGUUAUGGUUGUUUUUGUGCCGAUUGUGAAGCGUGAUGCUGUGAAAUUGUGGAAACGGGAUAUCCCACAUUUACACCAAUAACACAACUCAUUCCAUUAAAUCCGCCAUUGGGAGUAAAGAAGGGACCCUCCUACAUCCACGCGUCACAUCUCCACCUCCCAGCCCCUAUCCACACCUUCCACACCCCUCGGCUUGUUUCCAUCCCGACCCUCCCUCGCCACAACCUCGUCAUCCCAGGGACUCCCCCCACCGAUGAACGAAUAGUUUGAGGUCUUACAUGAUGCCCACCUCGAGUGCCCCUCGCCGAUCGGGUGUUGACAUAAAUGCUUAGUUAUGCGUUAGUGUAGGGGUGGAGACCUGGGCGAGGCUGGGUUUGGAAUGGAUGCUUCCUUUGUUGAUGUGGUGCGGGGCUAAUUACAAGGCGCUGAGGGGGGG